Gadus chalcogrammus (walleye pollock) is the source of this 3021-nucleotide messenger RNA. RefSeq names its product phosphatidylinositol transfer protein cytoplasmic 1a (gene pitpnc1a). The transcript has 9 exons. Gene Ontology annotation, molecular function: phosphatidylinositol transfer activity; phosphatidylinositol binding. Lineage: Eukaryota; Metazoa; Chordata; Actinopteri; Gadiformes; Gadidae. Gene Ontology annotation, cellular component: cytoplasm. The coding region runs from base 680 to 1669 and encodes 329 amino acids. Gene Ontology annotation, biological process: phospholipid transport. The record is from RefSeq and is a predicted model, not a curated record.
CCCAACAAAACGAUGUGAGCGCGUGCUGCGCCUCGCGGUCGAGGGGAUGGAUAAGGAACAUCACUUCACGCAACUCUCGAGACGAGUCACGAGAUACAACACAGAGCGGAAGACGGUGGACGUUGGGAGAAGGAUGAGCCGUUGAUUUCGACUUCAAAAUUGUAAAGUAUUAUUGAUGUGGGACACAACUGGACGAGCGGAUAGUUAAUUCGUCCUGGGGACGAGACCGUUGCAAUGCUGCGAGGGACAUUCGUUUCAGUUUUGAUAAAACACGGGAUACGUGUGGACUAACCAUUGAUUCUGCCAAACUUCCACGACGAGUAGCCUACCAUUUAUUGAACACAAACAAAUCCGGAACACUUUACACGACGACCUGUCCUAUCUUGUUUACUUUGGCUGCCCUUGUGUAUGUUUGAUUAGGCUAACCUAUUCAUUUGUCUCGCGGCAACGAAAUAUCGCGCUUUCACUCGAGUGGGCCAGGAGGAACAUUUUCUAGAGCUACUGCUGGCCGUUUGGGUAGAAAGUCAACAUAUAUUUUGAAAUACCAGGUGGCCCCUGCUGGCUGUGACAGACAACCCGGACACUGGAUCUUUGGACCGUCGCUAAAUCUGAAAGUGAACUCCACUCCAAAAACGCCACUUUCCCUAUUUUGAAGGAGCAGAAUUACUGCACGAGGAGUAUGUUGAUGAAAGAAUACCGCAUCUGUAUGCCACUUACAGUGGAGGAGUACCAGAUCGGCCAGCUGUACAUGAUCAGCAAGCACAGCCAUGAGCAGAGUGAGCGUGGCGAGGGCGUGGAGGUGGUCCAGAACCAGCCCUACCUGGACCCUGAGCACGGCCAGGGACAGUUCACAGAGAAGCGGGUCUACCUCAACAACAAGCUGCCCAGCUGGGCCAGAGCCGUUGUCCCCAAAAUCUUCUAUGUGACCGAGAAGGCUUGGAACUACUAUCCAUAUACCAUAACAGAAUACACUUGCUCAUUUCUGCCCAAGUUUUCCAUCCACAUAGAGACCAAGUAUGAGGACAACAAGGGAAGCAACUGCAAAAUCUUUGGCGGUGAGCCAAGGGAGGAGGAGACUGAGGUGUGUUUUGUGGACAUUGCAUAUGAUGAGAUUCCAGAGCGCCACUACAAGGAGUCUGAGGACCUUCGGUACUUCAAGUCUGAGAAGACCAACAGGGGGGUGCUGAAGGAGGGCUGGAUCGAAAGCCAGGAGCCCAUCAUGUGUUCCUACAAGCUGGUCACAGUCAAAUUCGAGGUCUGGGGGCUCCAGACCCGGGUGGAGCAGUUCGUUCACAAGGUAAUCCGAGAUGUCCUGCUUCUUGGACACAAGCAGGCGUUUGCCUGGGUGGAUGAGUGGAUCGACAUGACAACGGAGGAGGUGCGGGAGUACGAGCGUGCCACCCAGGAGGCCACCAACCUCAAGAUCGGCACCUUCCCCCCGGCCAUCUCCAUCAACGACACGCCCCUGCCCUCCAGCGCCCAUGGUCCCAGCAGCGCCCCCACCACGCCCCUCACCACCGAGCCCCCCGACUUCCUGGCCGUGCCCAAGGACCGCCCCAGGAAGAAGUCGGCGCCGGAGACCCUGACCCUGCCCGACCCCGCUCGCAGGAACUCUGGGUUCCGGCUGCCCAGCAUCUUCUCCUGGAACUCCCCCCCACAGCCGGAAUGAGAAUGAGGCCCCCCCACACCCGCUCUGGUGUUGACCCUGCAACCACCAACACCACUGCCACCACCACUACGCUGAGGGCCCUCUGUGUGCCACUCCACAGGGAUGAAGAUGUCCGUCCAGCACGUUUCACUGUGAAUAUGUUUCCCCUUUGCAGCCAGUGACAGUGAGUAGAGAAGACUUCUCGCUGUGUGCUUGGUGGGCCCUCCCUUCUCCAACCCUCCUUCCCUCCCUCCUUCCCUUCCUCCAUCUCUCCCUCUGCCCCUUGUGGUCAUAUCGUACAGUAUUGUGCACUUCUACAAGGGGGUUAUAUCAGUAUAGUUGUAAAGAUCUGAUCUCGUAUGAGCCCUCCCAUCACUUUAAAUUAUUUUCCCAGUGACCAUCCCUCCCACCUCCUUCCCUCCCUCCCUCCUUCCCUCCCUCCCUCUUUCCCUCCCUCCAUCUGUCCCUCUGCCCAUUGUGGUCUCCUUCGCAGAUCAGCUGGUGUCUGAAUACCUUCAGCCGUCUCCACCUAAGUGGGAUUCUAACAGUGUGCUCCUUGGCAGAGGGAGACCUCCUCCACCUCCAACUCCUCUCUAGACAAGGAGUCAGUCGCCCUGAGGGGGAGUUGGGCAAUGUGUACCAAUCGUUUGAAUAUGGUACGCUACAUAUUGGUGCAUAUCGUACAGUAUUGUGCACUUCUACAAGGGGGUUAUAUCAGUAUAGUUGUAAAGAUCUGAUCUCGUAUCAUCCCGCUGACUUCUCAGCCCAGCUCUUGUUUACCAGGAAAGCUUAACGAUUGAUUGAUUGUAAAAAAUAACGAGGAUACUGGCGCUAUAUUUUAUUUCAUGCUUUGCAUGUUUCUACUUCGAAGUUGUUACUUGUGAUCUGAGAUUUCUAUGCGGAUUAUUAGACUGUGGAAAGAUUGCUAAGGCUAUUGACUAUUGAAUUUAUUACAGUAGGGACUUUUUCUCGAAAAAGUGAUGUGAUUGUUUUCGUGUAAAUAUGUAAAGAGCUAUUGAUUUGCCGUUUGUUAAAAAAAGCCUGUUUUCAUGCUGCUAUGAAAUUACUUACGCAUUUUAGAGAAAGGCUUAUGCUCUCACUUUCCUCAAUGUCAUCAAUGGAGUAAAGCCAUGUAUAGUUAAAAUAGCUCUAGGUCACACUACAUAACCGAUGCUUGCAUUCACAUAUUUUGCAAAUAAAUGUAUUUAUGUUAUUCUCUCUAUGACAUCAGUGGAAUAAUUCCUGGAUGUUGGGAUUUAUUUGAUUGUUCGAUUAAUUGGUACAUUGUUAAUUUGUUGUUUUACCAGCAGUUGUUUUUUUCUGACGCAUUAAUCCAUUUCAACCAACACUGUCCUGUUCUUGUUGUGUUUUGU